GAGCGGUUGGGAAUGGCUGGGAUAGUUCACAUGACCGAAUCUGAGCUGCUCCUUUUGCGACUUUUAGACCCCUCUACGAUGUACACAAUCGAAUGUAGAGCAAAUGCGAAUAUUUUUCUGCGUAAAUACUGCCAUAAGUUUGGAACGCGAUAAUAUUUUCAUUUUUCGAGAUAUUCCAGAGUAAUGUUGUUUUAAUCUCGCCGUUUCAUCGGUUUAUUCCGUCUGUAAAAUUAUUUCCACUCAACACCUGGUAUAGCUCGAAGAAUACAUCAAUCGCUGAUAGUGAUGAGCUUCCUUGUAGCUACGAUGAAAUUAUCCGAACAGCUAGAUAGUACAGAAACACGUACGAAGAAAAGGAAACGAGAAUCAGUAUCCAUAGGCGAUAGAUCGGAUCAAAAUGUAGACGAUUUAAAUACCAGAUCUCCAUCAAAAAGAACCAAACAAACUGCUGCCGAACAAGAUGUUUCUAAGGUCUCACCAGGUGAUAAGAAUCAGCCUAAAGAUAACAAUACUUCUAGAUUGCAGUCGCCGUGCGAUUCCACUAAAAAGAAAAUCAACGAAACGUCACCAGAUAUUAAAUCUGUGAAGAGAAACCUUACCGAAUUGAUCGGUAGUUGCGACGACGGAAAUUCCACUAUUCUAAAUACUCCAUCCGAACCCUGCGACCAGAGAAUAUCUCCGAAGAAAAAAAAGAAAAAGAAAAAGAGCGAAAGUAUUGAAGAAAGCGAUAUUCUUUCAAGUAACAAAUCUCUCAACUUUCCUGCCAGUACGUCGGCAAAUGAUGACGAAAAAAUUGACACCGUCGAUACUAAAAAUGACACUUUACAAUCCGAACUUAGUUCGCCUAAAAAGAAUAAGAAACAAAAAAAAAUUGAUAAAAUUAGUAACGAAAAUUUAAACGAAUCUAAAUCAACGUCGAGUAAUAAAUCUACAGAUUCUACUGAUAAUGUUCCUGAUUCACGUUCUGAUAUUAGUAACGUUACCGAAGACUCCUGCAAACCGAUCGAAUCUUCUUUAAGAACAUCUCCUAGAAAAGCUAAGAAGAAUAAAAUCGACGAAAACGUCAACGAAUCCGAAUCAACACCGAGUACUGAUUCUGCGAAUACUACAAAUGCUGAUCUUCCUUCACAUCCUGUAUCCGACGAUGCCGGCGAGAUUACUAAAUCUCCAGAAAAAAUAUCUCAUAAAAAAAGUAAAAAGAAGAAAAACAAAAUUGAUAAAAAUUCCAACGUCUCGAAAGAAAUAGUAUUCGCCGAGCCUUCGGAAAAUACCUUGCCUGGAUCGGAUUCAUCGGCGAUACCUUUAAAAUCAUGUUUAAAGAAGAAGAAACGUAAAACGAAGAAAAAGAAAAAUCAAUCGGGCCAACAAAGCAGCGAGAACAGCUUCGAUAACGAUAAGAAAUUAGCAAACCGAUCUGUAAGUUUUGAUAAUAACGUCAAGAUCGAAUUGAUCGAGAACUGUCUCUCGAAACCAGUCAUCGAAAAGACACCAGCUACGCCAGCCAAUGCUCGUAAGAAAGUCAAAGCUUCGUCUUAUUUAAAAUGUUGGAAAGAAGAUAGACAGAAUUGGAAAUUCGAGAAACUUACUCAACUAUGGUUAAUAAAAAACAUGCUGCAAGAAGAUAUGGUUCCUGGCGAAGAGUUCGAGUAUUUUCAAGAAUAUCUCGUAGAUUUAAAAGGUGCUGCUCGAAAACUAGUAAUUGAUUUGUGCAAUAAAGUAAUAUCGUUCAUGGAGCAGAAACAGAUCGAAGAAGAGAAAAUGGAGCAGAAACCGGCGGAGGAGGAGAAUAAAGAACUACAAACCGCCUAUACCAGAGCUCGAGCAGUUCAACAACUUAUCCCAGAAAUGCAAGAUAAACAAUAAGAUGGUUCUUUUUUUUUAUAAUAUAAUUUUUUUGUAAUAUAAAGUUAUUCGUUAUUUACAGACAAUCGACCAACCCAUCGUUGAAAAACUAAACAAAUCGAGCAAUUUUAUUCGUGUAGGUAAAUUAAGUAAAUCACAUCGUAAUCUUAUAUAUUGGCAACUUGAUACUGGUGUUGGUGAAAGUUUUAAUCGUCGGUGUGUUUUUUAACGAAUGCGAGCAGUUUAUCUUCGUCUUGCUGACCGACCAUUUUUUCUUUCAAUUUACCAUCUUUAAAAGCAGCUACGACUGGAAUGGCUUCGACCUGAAAUGGGUUAUGGUUUAGAGUAAAGAAUCAAACGAAUAUUUCGGUGACCGAAGGAGAAAAUAAAUAAUUACUUCGUAAUCGAAAGCGACAUCGGUACAAUGAUCAACGUUCACUCUAGCGAUCUUAAUUUUUCCAUUUAGCGAAUCGACAGCUUUUUCAAGUCUGGGAGCGAGUAUUUUGCAAGGUUUACACCAUCUGAAACAGUACGUCUCGUGGUAAUUUAUCGCUGAAUAAUCUAAAUGAAAAGAUAAGAUAAUACGAAAUGAAAAAUACUAACGGUGCGUGAAACUGAACGAUGAUAGCGCUCUUGCUUUUCAAAACCCUUUCUUGAAAAUCUUCUGGAUCUUGAACUUCGAAAGAAUUACUAACGAGAGAACGAACAGCCGGUUUCGCGAUCGCUUGAGCUAAAUUACUUUGCAGAGGAUUCGUUCUGACGAGGUUUCGAACUAUUGCGAGAG
Molecule: messenger RNA, 2626 nt
Organism: Planococcus citri (citrus mealybug)
Lineage: Eukaryota; Metazoa; Arthropoda; Insecta; Hemiptera; Pseudococcidae
Product: dentin sialophosphoprotein
Exons: 3
Coding region: 286-1863 (525 amino acids)
Source: RefSeq, a predicted model, not a curated record